This is a messenger RNA of Halteromyces radiatus, 991 nucleotides long. RefSeq names its product mitochondrial carrier domain-containing protein. Gene Ontology annotation, biological process: succinate transport; transmembrane transport; fumarate transport. The transcript is spliced from 5 exons. Bases 26 to 991 code for a protein of 321 amino acids. Lineage: Eukaryota; Fungi; Mucoromycota; Mucoromycetes; Mucorales; Cunninghamellaceae. The record is from RefSeq and is a predicted model, not a curated record.
AAAUACUCUCUUUAUAUUAUUCAACAUGAGUCGUGAUGGAAAGAAACCAACCUCGUUAGUAACUCACUUGGUAGCUGGUGGAGCUGCUGGUCUUAUGGAAGCUUGUACAUGUCAUCCUUUGGAUACUAUCAAAGUUCGUAUGCAAUUGUCAAAGAAUGGUGCAAGAAACGCAGCAGGUCAACGUAUUGGUUUUCUUGGUGUGGGUAUGAAAAUUGUACAAAAUGAAUCGUUUUGGGCACUUUAUAAAGGUCUUGGUGCUGUUGUUUCUGGUAUUGUCCCAAAAAUGGCUAUUAGAUUUAGUUCUUUUGAAUUAUACAAGUCUUAUAUGACCGAUAAGAAUAAUAUAGUUAGUACGAAAGCUGUAUUCUUAGCUGGGUUACUUGCAGGUACUACGGAAGCUGUGAUGGUAGUAUCUCCUAUGGAUUUGAUCAAGAUUCGAUUACAAGCUCAAAGGCACUCUAUGGCAGAUCCAUUAGAUAUUCCCAAGUAUCGAAAUGCACCUCAUGCUGCUUAUACAAUUGUAAAAGAAGAAGGUAUUCGUGCUUUAUAUAAAGGCGUUACUCUGACUGCUUUACGACAAGCUACCAAUCAAGCGGCCAACUUUACAGCUUAUCAAGAAAUGAAAAAGUAUGCACGAAAAUGGCAAGGAGUGGAUGAACUUCCUUCUUAUCAACAUUUAGUUCUUGGUGGUGUAUCUGGAGCUAUGGGUCCUCUUUCCAAUGCUCCUAUUGAUACCAUCAAGACACGUAUUCAAAAAUCAAGUGCAAAAGGAUCAGGAUGGGAAAGAUUUCAAACAGUGACAAGAGAUAUCUUACGAAAAGAAGGACCCCGUGCAUUUUACAAAGGUCUUACUCCUCGUCUAUUACGUGUUGCACCUGGUCAAGCUGUUACUUUUAUGGUAUAUGAAAAAGUACGUAGUUGGAUCGAUCUCUUUACGGAAAAAGUACAAGAAGGUGAACCUGUAGGUCAAAUCAUUGUAGCUAGAAAAUAG